AUGAAGCUGUUCAUCUUCUCCGCCUUGGUCUGCUGCGCGCUGGCCUCGUUCGACUUCAGGUCCUACUCCAAUAUCACCGUCAUCGGCACGGUCAUCUGCGGGGAAAAGCGUAUCCCCGGCGUGCUCGUCGAGUUAAGAGAGGCCGGAGUCUUCGUGGACGAGACGCUCAACACCACCCGCACCGAUCUCCAGGGCAACUUCAAGAUUUUCGGUGAGAAAUGGGAAAUCGGAAGCAUUGAGCCCUACCUUCGGAUCAGCCACGCGUGCCGCCGGAACAAGCCGAACUGCGAACUCCGCAGUCCGUACCCGAUCCCCGACGACAAGAUCAACGGCGUCUACAACAUGACAUUCGUCAACCUCGACGUCGCCCAGCGCAAGGAAGAGGACGUCAACUGCAAA
Mesorhabditis spiculigera is the source of this 399-nucleotide messenger RNA. The record is from the annotation of a GenBank genome assembly. Lineage: Eukaryota; Metazoa; Nematoda; Chromadorea; Rhabditida; Rhabditidae.